Messenger RNA from Ilex paraguariensis (yerba mate), 857 nucleotides. NCBI's taxonomy places the organism in Eukaryota, Viridiplantae, Streptophyta, Magnoliopsida, Aquifoliales, Aquifoliaceae. The record is from the annotation of a GenBank genome assembly.
AUGUUGUUCAUAAUCAUAUAUGAUGAGCAUGGUGGGUUCUUUGAUCAUGUCCCGACUCCAGUCACCGGAGUUCCUAGUCCCGACGGUAUUGUGGGGCCGGAGCCAUAUAAUUUUCAGUUUGAUCGGUUAGGGGUUAGGGUUCCGGCCAUCAUUAUCUCUCCAUGGAUUGAGAAAGGAACAGUGUUACAUGGACCUUCGGGGCCAUACCCUACAUCAGAAUUUGAACAUUCCUCAAUUCCUGCAACUGUAAAGAAGAUCUUCAAUUUGCCAGAGUUUUUAACAAAGCGUGAUGCAUGGGCUGGCACUUUUGAGGAUGUGUUGAGUAGAAAUAGCCCAAGAACAGACUGUCCAGCAACAUUGCCGGAACCUGUGAAAUUCCGGGAAGCCGAGGCGGACGGAAACAGUAAGCUGAGUGAAUUUCAAGGAGAGAUGAUACAAAUGGCUGCAACAUUGUGUGGAGACCAUAGGAAGGACAUUUACCCAGACAAACUGGUGGAGAACAUGACUGUUUCUGAGGCUGUUGAGUAUCUUAACAAUGCAUUCAAGAAAUUCACAGAUGAAUGCGAGAAAGCUAAGGCAAAUGGUGCAGAUGAGUCAAGCAUUUGUGUUCCAAAAGAUGAUGAACCUGAUCAUGUGCCUCCUCCUGCAAAGUCCAAGUCCAUUGCUUCCAAGUUCUUCUCUUGUCUAGCUUGUGAUCAUCAUUGAUUAAAUCUACAAAUUUCUAUUUUUAUUUUCUUGGUAUUUCAACGCUAUCUAUUCUAAAUCAAGAUAAACGAGAAGGGUUGUAUUAGGUACUAGACAAUCUACGUAAAAUUUUGUCGAAUUCACUAUACACUACAAGAAAUUUGUCAUUUAAC